This is a messenger RNA of Folsomia candida, 3776 nucleotides long. RefSeq lists its product as uncharacterized. Gene Ontology annotation, cellular component: membrane. The record is from RefSeq and is a predicted model, not a curated record. Lineage: Eukaryota; Metazoa; Arthropoda; Collembola; Entomobryomorpha; Isotomidae. The coding region runs from base 1512 to 2606 and encodes 364 amino acids. The transcript has 11 exons.
CAAUGGGUCGUUGAAGAAUCAGAUGGGAAUAAGUAAGGAAGCAGGAGUGGGAGCAGCGUGGGCAAAGUAAGGGCACCGAUCCUACUACUGCAGUAGUUUAACCAGAGUUGCGUCGGAGUCUCCGUCAGCCAAGUGCCGUCCGAUAUCUCUCAGCAGCGGGUUUUUUUCCUGCGAAACAACACGGCUCUUCUCCCACCGUCGUUUUCUCUCCUCCUCAGUUCCAUCCGCCUUCUGGUGCACUGCUCACCCGUCAUUGGGAAACUCCGAGAGAAGUGCAAGCAGAGAGAGAGAGAAACAGGCCAGGUUUCAGUUUUCAUACUUUUUUUUAGGAAAUCUACGGCGAAACAGUAUUCGUAUUUAUACAUAAUUUUUUACAUACGAAAGUGAUUGAACAAUAUGCCACAGAGUUCUGUCAAGAAGAAGAAGGAUUAAGUUUUUGUCAGCGAAUCGUUGCAGUGAGUGAGUACACGGGACACGAUGUAGACGCUGCGGGUAGUGAAGAAAGUGGCCAACCAAAUAAUGUAGAGAGAGAAACGGAGCAAGACAUUAUCCUUCCUAUUUUUAUAGUCAAUACGGACAAAUCAAAUACCCACUCUAAUUUUGGAGUAUCGCUUUGGGUCAGCAACCCAGAAAAUAGCCAUUUGUGCUGGGAAUAACACGGCGAGGUUGAUUGAGGAGUCGACUAUAAAGAUUACUAUUAUAUAUUUGGACGACCCUCGUCGUAAUGAAUGCUUGGUCAACUUGCCAAUAAAAAGUGUCCAGUUAAGCAAAGAGUGAGUGAAAAGUGCAGAGAAAGCAGUAAAAGUAAAGUAUCACCAAUCCCCGUACCACACCGUCGCAUGUACAUACGUUACGUAUGGACAUAAUCCAUGGCCAAAACUGAGCUCGUCUCGUACACACCGUAGCUCGACACGGAAUUUCUCCAUUCUCACACACACUUGACUGGAGCGGAGUCACAACAUUCUGAGUUUCCUUACAUAUCGUUGGCUAGGUGUGAGUGGCAGUGGCUGCAGAAGAAGUGGCAGAGUGAAAGCUGCUGGUGUGUAGUAAGAACAAAAAGAUUAUUACGGAAAGCUGUCGUCUCCUCAAGGUUGGACUGCCACCAGGGAGCUGGAUUCUGGACCCUUGUCUCUCUCCUCCCCCUCCGUGCAUUCCUAUCCGGAUGAUGACGGUUUGAGAUUUCUGUCCAUGUAGAUAAACUGUGGAGGUGCCGUUGGUGGUGGAGUUGGAGGUACAGUUGGUGGUGAGAGAUUGUGCUGAUUAUGAACCAGGGGAGAGUGGAAGAUGAGAAUAAUCCAGUCCUCCUCUCCCCCUCACUCAGUCGUAGUAGCAGCAGUGCACCUUAGCUGGCCUUGUUCUCGACGUGGUGGUGUUGUUGGUGUCCAUGUCGAUGGGGAUGAGGAUGCUGAGGACUUAAGGAAUGGUGUUGAGACGGUCAAAGCAACUCACCCCGCGUGGAUCCGUAGUGAAAGUAGUGGAAUUAACCAAAAUAAUCAGGAGAGACAAUUACUAUGCCGUCCAAAUGCCAAAUCCCCCGAGAUUGGAGCAAAUCAGAGCAGCUGAGUGUGAGUGAAAAGAUCAGUUUAAGAUCCGGAACAAACUCAGCCUCGGCCCGUUACGUGAAUUCUGUGUCAGAUUUGUAUGCGGAAGACGAGAUUGACGCGCUGUUAGAUGUGAUCCGUGACCUCGAGCCAGUUCAUACUGAUGAUGACCAAUUUGAAAUCGACGGCUCCAUACGGUUGCCAUUUGAUAUGACCUGUGACGACUCCCGAACAUCCAUCCGAUCGUGGGAUUCACACACCUUUUACCACAACAACACAAUGGAAGACCCCGCAACGAGACAAGGUGGACCCAUUUCGAUGUAUUGUGAUACAAACCAUUUUAAGACGCCCAUUGGAAUACUUAGAAUUGUUCUACUGGUGGCCUCAGCAGUCAGUUUAGGCUGCUUAGUGUACUCUGGGACGGCCAAAUAUGGACUAUUCAUGCUGCCCUACGUCGCAAGAAUCAGAUUUAUGCUCUUCAUCAUCUUGUUCAAUGCUCUCGUCACACUUCUUUUGCUCUUCCUGGACGUAUCUCUGCUUCAUCAUGCCUUCCCAAUUCACUACCACAAAUGGGUGAUUGCGGUAUAUGUGAUGCUUUGCUCAGGAUUUUGUGGAGCAUCAGCCCUGAUAGUGAGCCUAGUCCACAUAUACGUGGAACAUUUUCCCUGGGUGGCCAAAGUCACGCGAGAUCAGCUCAUUGCUUGCAGCGUGUUUGGUUUCCUGGCUGGUUUCGCAGCUCUGCUAAUGGCCGUGUUUGCCACGUACGAGCUGUGUCGCCUCCACCUUCCCAUCGGGCGAGAGGACACUGACCAAUUGACACUGACUGAACGAGCUUCGAGAGAGAUGCAGCGAAUGCAGGACUCCACAUCCAGUACGAACAAAAAGUCGCAGAUGCUACAUUCUCCCCCGUCCGCUAUGGAACCCCCAGUCACUGCCACAAUUUGGCCCAUUGACGAUGUUCAGCCCUGUUCUUCUAAACAUAUUACGUGUCCUCCGCCCAACUGUAACAAUACCGGAAGUCAUAUUCACGGUCAUUCCCAAAACGUGGGUAGCUCUCUACGAUAGCAAAGCCAUGCUUGUCCCCAUUCUUGCAGCACCGCAACGAUUGUUCAUACCAUUCCUCCUGAAAGUGAAGGACCGAAGCAGUUCAGUGCAGUGUCUGGUAUGAAAUUGACUGAAGAAUGAACUACCUUGCAGACCGGGAGCCCCAGUGGGAUGAAUUUUUUAUGGAAUAUUAUAACCCUAUAAUAAAGCCCUCGAACGCAUGAAUCCGUGAGAAUCGAUGUGAAUUCUAAGCAUCCAUAAACAAACCAAAUGUCGUCCUUUGUACUUUCAGCCAGGAAACCUGCCAGUUUAAAUUUCAAACGUAGAUUAAGUGACAGGAAAAUCCAUUCAGAAUUUUAGUUAUACUGUCACUCAUAAUAUUUUUCUGUCAUUUAUCAAUAUUUGAGUCCUUCAACUUUUGACAAAUCACUUUCAUACUUGAUGCAAAUGUGCUGAAUUAAAUUAAUUCUCCCUUAAAAUUUUGAGACUCUAGUUUCUGGUAUGACUGACACACUGAUGAAGUAAUGGAAUGUCGAUUCGAAUGUUGUGAUAUCUUCCAGUAGAAAAGUAGAUAACAAAAACUGGCGUAACUUACUAAUGGAAAUACCUCGUAAAAAUAUUAAUGCGAACCAUUUACAUACUAAAACUCUUUCUACUGCUGAGCAUAUAAAGUGCAUGCAAAUACGUGUGUCCUCAAGACGGGGGUUUACUACAGAUUUUAAGAAAUGUACAAUUUUUAUCUCCCGAAUGAACACACACAACAACGACGGACAAUGGUCUCGCUUAACUGUACUAAAAAUAUUAUAUUCUCAAAUUCAUCAUUCCUGCAUGAUUAUAAAUAUUUAAUAAUACUUGUGAUUCAAGAUCUGAUUUCCCACUUGAACGAUUAUUCACAAAGCCCGAUCGUUGAUGGCCAAAGGUUAAAAAUAACACUAUAUGUAACUCUCUUCUUAAUGUUUAGUCUUUGUUAGCUCAAGUAAAUACAAAAAUAGCCAAAAUCUAAAUUUUUAUCUUUUAGACUGCAUACAACUAUCUAUUUGUACUAAAAUUAUGAAAUAUAUCUGUAUGUACACCAUUCCAGUACCAAAUAGUCAGAUUACUUAUUAUGAUCUCCAAUGUUCUCAUACAUAUACGUUAAGUAAUACAAUGCAAACAAAGGCAAUGGAAUAAAAUCUCUACUACUUCAAUUAA